Molecule: messenger RNA, 1104 nt
Organism: Cucurbita pepo subsp. pepo (vegetable marrow)
Lineage: Eukaryota; Viridiplantae; Streptophyta; Magnoliopsida; Cucurbitales; Cucurbitaceae
Product: proteasome subunit beta type-6
Cellular component (GO): proteasome core complex; cytoplasm
Molecular function (GO): threonine-type endopeptidase activity
Source: RefSeq, a predicted model, not a curated record
AAGGAAAAAGAAAAAACAACUUGAUGGAGAAGUAAGGUCGAAGAACAAAAUCCCCCCAACAUCAAAAUCCAGUUCUUCUAUUCUCCGGCAAUCCCUCCUCUUUCACGCUCGUUUCUGAAUAUUGAUCUGGUUUCUUUGGAUCAUCUUCUCACAGCCAUGGAUCUUAACAUGGAUCUCAAUGCUCCUCACUCCAUGGGUACUACCAUCAUCGGCGUCACUUACAACGGCGGUGUUGUCCUUGGCGCCGAUUCUCGUACCAGCACCGGUGUCUAUGUGGCUAAUCGUGCAUCGGACAAGAUUACGAAACUUACUGACAACGUCUAUGUUUGUCGGUCUGGCUCGGCUGCAGAUUCUCAAAUUGUCUCUGAUUAUGUGCGCCAUUUCCUUCAUCAGCAUACGAUACAGCUUGGCCAGCCUGCGACUGUUAAAGUAGCUGCAAACCUUGUUAGGCUAUUAGCAUAUAACAACAAGGAUAUGUUGCAAACUGGCCUUAUUGUUGGUGGAUGGGACAAGUAUGAAGGUGGUCGAAUCUAUGGUAUUCCUCUUGGUGGAACAAUAAUAGAGCAGCCAUUUGCUAUUGGAGGAUCUGGUUCCAGUUACUUGUAUGGAUUUUUUGAUCAAGCCUGGAAAGAAGGAAUGACCAGAGACGAAGCUGAGCAAUUGGUGGUUAAGGCCGUUUCUCUUGCCAUUGCCCGAGACGGUGCCAGUGGUGGCGUUGUCCGUACUGUUACUAUAAAUUCCGAGGGAGUGACAAGAAAAUUCUAUCCUGGAGAUCAGCUACCACUGUGGCAUGAAGAAUUAGAGCCUAAGAAUUCAUUGCUGGAUGCUCUGAAUGCGUCGAGUCCCGAGCCGAUGAACAUAUAAAUGGUGAUAUGCAGCAGCAGCAGCAGGGAUCUUUGCCAAAAGUUCUGGUGGUAGUUGUUAUCUGGUUAGGCUAUUUCACUACAUUCCUGCGGAAUAGGAGACUACUUAAUUGGAUCUGUUCCUCCUUCCCCAUUAUCUCUUUGUAAACCUGAUUAUGUUUUAUUUUUGUAUGAAUUUUGGAUGUACAAUCGUUGAAUUUACUCCUGGUAUCAUAAUAUUCUUGGCAUUGUUGGAUGGUUA